AUGUAGAAUUUGGAUUUCAAUUCCAGAUUUAAAAUUACAUCACUUAUUUUUGCAAUUUUUUUAAGUAAUAUGUCAUAUUUUGCAAAAAUAGAAAACUUGUUUAUUGAGUGCGAAAAGUUAAUUUUGUUUAAUUAAACAACAUCCUAGGAUAAUAACAAUAAAAGAUGUAAGAAUAACGUUGUCUUUCAUAAACUAUAAACUGGUAGUUUUAAUAUAUUAUCAAAUAAACAGAAUAUCCAAGCAUUUCUUAUAAGAAAUAACUCAGUGAUAUUCAUCUCAAUUUUAACUAAAUUUAUUGACCUAUUAAUGGUAGCGUUGAUCAUAGAGAAGCCCCCUAAAAUGUGGUUUAUUAUAGAGAUUGUACCUAAUGUUCUUUAUUGCGCAACCUUUUAUAUAUUAGCUCCAAGCUUUCUAGUAAUUUACUUUUAUUGCUGUUAUUCCUGA
This is a messenger RNA of Paramecium tetraurelia, 444 nucleotides long. RefSeq lists its product as uncharacterized. The record is from RefSeq and is a predicted model, not a curated record. The transcript is spliced from 2 exons. NCBI's taxonomy places the organism in Eukaryota, Ciliophora, Oligohymenophorea, Peniculida, Parameciidae.